Messenger RNA from Molossus molossus (Pallas's mastiff bat), 1318 nucleotides. RefSeq names its product BLOC-1 related complex subunit 5 (gene BORCS5). Gene Ontology annotation, cellular component: BORC complex; synaptic vesicle membrane; cytoplasmic side of lysosomal membrane. The coding region runs from base 307 to 897 and encodes 196 amino acids. Gene Ontology annotation, biological process: lysosome localization; organelle transport along microtubule; positive regulation of anterograde synaptic vesicle transport. NCBI's taxonomy places the organism in Eukaryota, Metazoa, Chordata, Mammalia, Chiroptera, Molossidae. The transcript is spliced from 4 exons. The record is from RefSeq and is a predicted model, not a curated record.
GGCGCCGCCCGUAGGUGGCAGGCGCGGCUGAAGCCUGGCGUUUCCCGCCUCGCUCUCGUUGGGAUUUCUCCAGGGAAGGCGGGCGAGCAGCGUGCAGCCGGCCUCUCCUCAUUGCGCGUCUGUUUCCAAGUAGAGGCUCCCCAUUCCCCACCGCCCGCGCGCCUACGUGGGCUGAGCACACCGCGGCCUCGCUGCGGCGCCCAGGCUCGUUGUAGCAUCCCCGUCCCCGUCCUUGCCCAGUCGCCCUGCUGGCGGAGCGGUGACCGCCCGCCCCGCCAUUCCUCUGCUGCCUUCGCUACCGGCACCAUGGGCAGUGAGCAGAGCUCCGAGGCCGAGAGCCGACCCAACGAUCUGAACUCCUCAGUGACUCCUUCUCCAGCUAAGCACAGAGCCAAGAUGGAUGAUAUUGUGGUUGUUGCUCAGGGCUCCCAGGCCUCAAGAAAUGUCAGCAAUGAUCCUGAUGUCAUCAAGUUGCAAGAGAUUCCAACCUUCCAACCACUUUUGAAAGGGCUACUGAGUGGCCAAACUUCCCCAACAAAUACCAAGUUGGAGAAGUUGGAUUCUCAGCAGGUGUUGCAGCUCUGCCUCCGAUAUCAGGAUCACCUCCAUCAGUGUGCAGAGGCCGUCGCUUUUGAUCAGAAUGCUUUGGUUAAACGAAUCAAAGAGAUGGAUCUUUCUGUAGAAACUCUCUUUAGCUUCAUGCAAGAACGCCAGAAAAGAUACGCCAAAUAUGCAGAGCAGAUCCAGAAAGUCAACGAAAUGUCCGCCAUCCUCCGCCGUAUACAGAUGGGCAUAGACCAGACCGUGCCCCUGAUGGAGAGGCUCAACAGCAUGCUGCCCGAGGGCGAGCGGCUGGAGCCCUUCAGCAUGAACCCCGACCGCGAGCUCAAGCUGUAGCACCCCAGGCUGGCGUGCUGUGGGGACGGGCCUGGCACACCAGGACCCUGAGGACGUGUGGAACCGAAGUCCGAUGCUGUGACCGGGGCGCGAAGCCGGUUGAGGGGGAUGGGAACAGCCCCGCUGCCUGGACUCUUGUGUUGCCCCCCCCCCCCCCCCAUGCAGCUGUUCCCGGUGCGCAAGGCACCCAACCCGUUCUCAGUGGUGCCUGAAGUCGGAGUGGUCUUACUAGGAUUCUGCACAGAACUCUGCAUCAGGAAUUAUUUUUAUUUUGUUUAGAUUUUUUAAAUUGAGAGUGUAUAUUGUCUAGUCUGGCUAUGGAGAGAAGGGGAGAGAGAUUUUAAGAAGCUCUGUGUCCUUGAUGCCUCCAUGAAAUUUUACUCAAGGCUCCGGGUUACGGGUUCUAAACAUAAAGAACGAA